Messenger RNA from Salmo salar (Atlantic salmon), 5838 nucleotides. Lineage: Eukaryota; Metazoa; Chordata; Actinopteri; Salmoniformes; Salmonidae. The record is from RefSeq and is a predicted model, not a curated record.
UCCAUCUGUCAGUAUGGGUCACUGUUCCCCUCCAUCUGUCAGUAUGGGUCACUGUUCCCCUCCAUCUGUCAGUAUUGGUCACUGUUCCCCUCCAUCUGUCAGUAUGGGUCACUAUUCCCCCCUCCAUCUGUCAGUAUGGGUCACUGUUCCCCUCCAUCUGUCAGUAUGGGUCACUGUUCCCCUCCAUCUGUCAGUAUGGUUCAAUAUUCCCCUCCAUCUGUCAGUAUGGGUCACUAUUCCCCUCCAUCUGUCAGUAUGGGUCACUGUUCCCCUCCAUCUGUCAGUAUGGGUCACUAUUCCCCUCCAUCUGUCAGUAUGGGUCACUGUUCCCCUCCAUCUGUCAGUAUGGGUCACUGUUCCCCUCCAUCUGUCAGUAUGGGUCACUGUUCCCCUCCAUCUGUCAUUAUGGGUCACUGUUCCCCUCCAUCUGUCAGUAUGGAUCACUAUUCCCCCCUCCAUCUGUCAGUAUGGGUCACUAUUCCCCUCCAUCUGUCAGUAUGGGUCACUAUUCCCCCCUCCAUCUGUCAGUAUGGGUUACUGUUCCCCUCCAUCUGUCAGUUUUCCCCUCCAUCUGUCAGUAUGGGUCACUGUUCCCCUCCAUCUGUCAGUAUAUGUCACUAUUCCCCCCUCCAUCUGUCAGUAUGGUUCACUGUUCCCCUCCAUCUGUCAGUAUGGGUCACUACUCCCCUCCAUCUGUCAGUAUGGGUCACUGUUCCCCUCCAUCUGUCAGUAUAUGUCACUAUUCCCCCCUCCAUCUGUCAGUAUGGGUUACUGUUCCCCUCCAUCUGUCAGUUUUCCCUUCCAUCUGUCAGUAUGGGUCACUGUUCCCCUCCAUCUGUCAGUAUGGGUCACUGUUCCCCUCCAUCUGUCAGUAUGGGUCACUGUUCCCCUCCAUCUGUCAGUAUGGGUCACUAUUCCCCUCCAUCUGUCAGUGUGGGUCACUAUUCCCCUCCAUCUGUCAGUAUGGGUCACUGUUCCCCUCCAUCUGUCAGUAUGGGUCACUAUUCCCCUCCAUCUGUCAGUAUGGGUCACUGUUCCCCUCCAUCUGUCAGUAUGGGUCACUAUUCCCCUCCAUCUGUCAGUAUGGGUCACUGUUCCCCUCCAUCUGUCAGUAUGGGUCACUGUUCCCCUCCAUCUGUCAGUAUGGGUCACUGUUCCCCUCCAUCUGUCAGUAUGGGUCACUGUUCCCCUCCAUCUGUCAGUAUGGGUCACUGUUCCCCUCCAUCUGUCAGUAUGGGUCACUGUUCCCCUCCACCUGUCAGUAUGGGUCACUGUUCCCCUCCAUCGGUCAGUUUGGUUCACUAUUCCCCUCCAUCUGUCAGUAUGGGUCAGUAUUCCCCUCCAUCUGUCAGUAUGGCUCAAUAUUCCCCUCCAUCUGUCAGUAUAUGUCACUAUUCCCCUCUAUCUGUCAGUAUGGGUCACUCUUCCCCUCCAUCUGUCAGUAUGGGUCACUAUUCCCCUCCAUCUGUCAGUAUGGCUCAAUAUUCCCCUCCAUCUGUCAGUAUAUGUCACUAUUCCCCUCCAUCUGUCAGUAUGGGUCACUCUUCCCCUCCAUCUGUCAGUAUGGGUCACUAUUCCCCUCCAUCUGUCAGUAUGGGUCACUAUUCCCCUCCAUCUGUCAGUAUGGGUCAGUAUUCCCCCCUCCAUCUGUCAGUAUGGGUCACUGUUCCCCUCCAUCUGUCAGUAUGGGUCAGUAUUCCCCUACAUCUGUCAGUAUGGGUCAGUAUUCCCCUACAUCUGUCAGUAUGGGUCAGUAUUCCCCUCCAUCUGUCAGUAUGGGUCACUGUUCCCCUCCAUCUGUCAGUAUGGGUCACUGUUCCCCUCCAUCUGUCAGUAUGGGUCACUGUUCCCCUCCAUCUGUCAGUAUGGGUCACUGUUCCCCUCCAUCUGUCAGUAUGGGUCACUGUUCCCCUUCAUCUGUCAGUAUGGGUCACUGUUCCCCUCCAUCUGUCAGUAUGGGUCAGUAUUCCCCUACAUCUGUCAGUAUGGGUCAGUAUUCCCCUACAUCUGUCAGUAUGGGUCACUGUUCCCCUCCAUCUGUCAGUAUGGGUUACUGUUCCCCUCCAUCUGUCAGUAUGGGUCACUAUUCCCCUCCAUCUGUCAGUAUGGGUCACUGUUCCCCUCCAUCUGUCAGUAUGGGUCACUGUUCCCCUCCAUCUGUCAGUAUGGGUCACUGUUCCCCUCCAUCUGUCAGUAUGGGUCACUGUUCCCCUCCAUCUGUCAGUAUGGGUCACUGUUCCCCUCCAUCUGUCAUUAUGGGUCACUGUUCCCCUCCAUCUGUCAGUAUGGGUCACUGUUCCCCUCCAUCUGUCAGUAUGGGUCACUGUUCCCCUCCAUCUGUCAGUAGGUGUCACUGUUCCCCUCCAUCUGUCAGUAUGGGUCACUAUUCCCCCCUCCAUCUGUCAGUAUGGGUUACUGUUCCCCUCCAUCUGUCAGUAUGGGUCACUAUUCCCCUCCAUCUGUCAGUAUGGGUCACUGUUCCCCUACAUCUGUCAGUAUGGGUCACUAUUCCCCCCUCCAUCUGUCAGUAUGGGUCACUGUUCCCCUCCAUCUGUCAGUAUGGGUCACUGUUCCCCUCCAUCUGUCAGUAUGGGUCACUGUUCCCCUCCAUCUGUCAGUAUGGGUCACUGUUCCCCUCCAUCUUUCAGUAUGGGUCACUAUUCCCCUCCAUCUGUCAGUAUGGGUCACUGUUCCCCUCCAUCUGUCAGUAUGGGUCACUAUUCCCCUCCAUCUGUCAGUAUGGGUCACUGUUCCCCUCCAUCUGUCAGUAUGGGUCACUGUUCCCCUCCAUCUGUCAGUAUGGGUCACUGUUCCCCUCCAUCUGUCAGUAUGGAUCACUGUUCCCCUCCAUCUGUCAGUAUGGGUCACUGUUCCCCUCCAUCUGUCAGUAUGGGUCACUGUUCCCCUCCAUCUGUCAGUAUGGUUCACUGUUCCCCUCCAUCUGUCAGUAUGGUUCACUGUUCCCCUCCAUCUGUCAGUAUGGGUCACUAUUCCCCUCCAUCUGUCAGUAUGGGUCACUGUUCCCCUCCAUCUGUCAGUAUGGGUCACUGUUCCCCUCCAUCUGUCAGUAUGGGUCACUGUUCCCCUCCAUCUGUCAGUAUGGGUCACUAUUCCCCUCCAUCUGUCAGUAUGGGUCACUGUUCCCCUCCAUCUGUCAGUAUGGGUCAGUAUUCCCCUCCCACUGAAGGCCUGUGGCGUUAUCAUUAGUGCACAAUAACAAGCAGGCAUAGAACGUUUUGCAACGCAAAUUAGAGUUUAUAUCGGACAUAUUCAGUUAUGUCCUUCUCCGUUUCGUUUCUUUUACAGACAUCCCUGGACCUAAACUAUUGUGUGAAUCCACCAAGUCAGUUUUUAGGGAAUAUCAUUGAUGACUUUCCAUAAAUGCUUUUUUAGGACUUGAAAUUCAUGUGCUAUGCAUGCAGAUAGUGGUGGUAAAACACAGCUUAUGUUGGUUUGGGUCUUAUCCUCAGAUGAGGGUAGCUGCCUGUCCUUACCCUCAGAGUUGAGCUUCACUGCACCACAUACUGUGUAAUAUGUCUGCUACUCUUGAGGUGAACAUCCUUUGUGAUACGAUCAAAGAACUUGUACAUUUUUGAUUGCGAUUCUGAAAAUGGAACUGCAGUACAAGUACAACAAGCUUACAAAUACCAUAGAUACAGUAGCAUAUCAUUUUUUUAUAGGAAACUUUUGAUGAAAUAUGAAACCUUGAAAUGCAACUUAAAGAAUGGAAGAACAAACAAAUGAUUUUCAACUGGCUUCGGUAUCAUGUUGAAGAAGAAAUAAUCAAAUGAUUGUUGGAAGACUACAGAAUUGAGAACUGGUUUAGUCUUAACGUAUUGUGAUCAGCUGUGUGGUCAAGGGGUUUGUGAUGUUACAUGGAUUAGUCAGUGUAUUGUUUUCACGAUUUUAACAAUGGAAAAUACAUUUUGAAUUCAUGGACUUUUGCUAUGUAUGUGAAAAUGUGUUUGCUAUAGAAAUGAAAAAAGAUGGAUGUGGUUGUUACCUGCUAUACCAGCCUGGUAAGCCAAACACUGUAGCAUGGUCUCAGGUCCGUUUGUACCCUCUUGCCUACUCCAAUGACCAUACUAUAGGUUGGCAAGACAGUACAAACUGAUCUGGGACCAGGCUAAUAUCACUCUAGUCUUUAGCCUCAAAGAACCAGGUUGUCAAUUCAGUUCAAAACAUAGAUAUGGAAUUACAUAGAUUCUAUUUCUUUGUUUUAAAGAUCGACUCUGAUCUCCAUGCAGUAAGUGUGUUCUGUUUAGUGUUUAGCCUUUCUAGGGAUUUACUAUUCUGUAGUAGUUUAGCAUCCAUAGAUCCAUCUAGAGCGCUGUCUGUAUGGACUAUUUUUGUAUCUCAAAAAAGAAAAAUUACAUUUAAGAAUAUCAAGAAAUUACCUGGAAUUUACCUGGAAGUGAGAGUUAAAAGUACAUGUAUUUAUGUUUUAUUGUUGCCAAAGAGAAGUAUUUAAUGAAGUAUUGGGGCAAAUAGGAACAUAGGAUAUUUGAUCUAGAUUGUUUUAACCCACUAGUGGUGAGACUAUAGACUCGGUACCAGUCUGUUUGUGCCAUCAUGCCACUCCUGGUGCCCAGGCUAGUGAGACGAAAGGGAUGUGAUGAUGAGCAAUGUUAGGCCUUGCCCUGGUCGUGAUUUAAACAAACAGGACUAGUUUAGGGAUGCUGUCAGUAAGAUGUGUCCUGGUCGUGAUUUAAACAAACAGGACUAGUUUAGGGAUGCUGUCAGUAAGAUGUGUCCUGGUCGUGAUUUAAACAAACAGGACUAGUUUAGGGAUGCUGUCAGUAAGAUGUGUCCUGGUCGUGAUUUAAACAAACAGGACUAGUUUAGGGAUGCUGUCAGUAAGAUGUGUCCUGGUCGUGAUUUAAACAAACAGGACUAGUUUAGGGAUGCUGUCAGUAAGAUGUGUCCUGGUCGUGAUUUAAACAAACAGGACUAGUUUAGGGAUGCUGUCAGUAAGAUGUGUCCUGGUCGGGAUUUAAACAAACAGGACUAGUUUAGGGAUGCUGUCAGUAAGAUGUGUCCUGGUCGUGAUUUAAACAAACAGGACUAGUUUAGGGAUGCUGUCAGUAAGAUGUGUCCUGGUCGUGAUUUAAACAAACAGGACUAGUUUAGGGAUGCUGUCAGUAAGAUGUGUCCUGGUCGUGAUUUAAACAAACAGGACUAGUUUAGGGAUGCUGUCAGUAAGAUGUGUCCUGGUCGUGAUUUAAACAAACAGGACUAGUUUAGGGAUGCUGUCAGUAAGAUGUGUCCUGGUCGUGAUUUAAACAAACAGGACUAGUUUAGGGAUGCUGUCAGUAAGAUGUGUCCUGGUCGUGAUUUAAACAAACAGGACUAGUUUAGGGAUGCUGUCAGUAAGAUGUGUCCUGGUCGUGAUUUAAACAAACAGGACUAGUUUAGGGAUGCUGUCAGUAAGAUGUGUCCUGGUCGUGAUUUAAACAAACAGGACUAGUUUAGGGAUGCUGUCAGUAAGAUGUGUCCUGGUCGUGAUUUACACAAACAGGACUAGUUUAGGGAUGCUGUCAGUAAGAUGUGUCCUGGUCGUGAUUUAAACAAACAGGACUAGUUUAGGGAUGCUGUCAGUAAGAUGUGUCCUGGUCGUGAUUUAAACAAACAGGACUAGUUUAGGGAUGCUGUCAGUAAGAUGUGUCCUGGUCGUGAUUUAAACAAACAGGACUAGUUUAGGGAUGCUGUCAGUAAGAUGUGUCCUGGUCGUGAUUUAAACAAACAGGACUAGUUUAGGGAUGCUGUCAGAAAGAUAUGCCCCACCCCACUCUACUUUCUGUACGUUAUGAAAUAUAAAUAAAGUGUUUUACACAUCAA